AAAAGUCCAAACGACCAUUACCCACCAAAUAAUGUGCUUCUAGCUAGCACAGCAUUAAUCUGAUCUCUGGCAGUAGCUCCUUCUAAACAUGGCAAAAAUCACGGUGGAGCUGGUGAGGAGGAGAGCUGAGCACAACAACUGUGAGAUAUCUACCCUGGAGGAGUUGUCUCUGCACCAACAGGACCUGGUCAAGAUAGAGCAUUUGGAUCGAUGGUGUAAGUGCCUCAAGAUCCUCUACCUGCAGAACAAUCUCAUUGGUCGCAUUGAGAACGUGGGUCGACUGAAACAGCUGCAGUACCUCAACCUGGCCAUCAACAAUAUAGAGAAAGUCGAGAACCUCAGCAAUUGUGAGUUUCUUGAUAAGCUCGACCUGACGCUCAACUUUAUAGGGGACCUGCUCAGUGUGGAGUCACUAGCCCGUAACGUCCACCUCCGAUAUCUCUACCUCACGGGGAACCCAUGCACUGAUUACCAUGGUUACAGAGACUUUGUAGUGGCUAUUCUCCCUCAGAUAACAUCUCUGGACGGUACCGAGGUUACUAAGUCUGAGAGAAUCUUAGCCUCUCAGAAGGUUGACUCUAUAAGAAGGGAGAUUGUGGCACAGCAAGAAGAGUAUAAGGAGAAACGAUCCAAAGAGAAAGCCGAUCACGAGCAGAGGCAAGCAAAAAAGAAAGAGAAGAAGCCUGGCUUUGAUGGGAGGUGGUAUACUGACACUGAUGCCCAUGUCGCUAAGGAUGGAGGUGACAAAGAGCCGGAAGAAGACGACGAUGAGUUUUGGCAGGAGAAUGUUCCGUACACACCAGAGUCGAGGACGGAGACACUCCUACACAUUGCUGAGAAGAAGAAAGAGACACCCACAGAGCCAAGUGGUCCUGAGCAGCUGAAGCGAGUGAGAAGAUUGGAGAUGGACGGGAAAAUGCUCAACGUCAACGAAGGAAGGUACGAGUUCCACUUGACUGAGAGUGAGGAUGACAGCUGCUUGGUGCUCGAUGUGGCAGUGCCUCGAUUCAUGGACACCUCAUUGGUCGACUGUGACGUACAGCCCUCCUACAUCCGAGCCACCAUCAAGGGGAAGAUUUUACAACUGGUUCUCCCGGACGAGGUAUCACCUGACCAGAGCUCCGCCCAGCGAUCGCAAACUACAGGCCACCUCCUCAUCACCAUGCCUAAAGCUGGGCACAUUAUUAGCGGCAAGAAGAAGACGUCUCAACAAAAAUAUUCAACUGGCAAAGACAAGAUGGAGAAGCCUUUGCAAAGACAGGCAGGGAAUAGAAGCAAAACGGAAUCAUGUGGAGAUACGAAUAGAGCAAACGAUCCACAAAAUGAGAGUUGUAAAGAGCGUCCCGAGUUGCUUGAGGUUGACCCCAGUGUGAGGAGAGGUGCUGACUUUGCUAAUAUCGUGAGGAACAAGGAGAACGACCCCCCGGGAAAUUUAAGGACUGCUGCCCCCCUGAAAAAGGGGGUCGCUGAUGUAGGGGUCAGUGAGGAUUUUGUUGAUGAUCCCGAUGUACCGCCUCUCAUUUAACAGCUAUUAUAUUAUAGCAUUACAUCAUCCAACUUAUAAUAAUAUGAGGCAUGCAGCCAUAUAUCACUUUGUGCCCUAUAUAUCACUAUCGUCAGUAUUCUUUUUUUGCAUCAUCUGUAUAAUAUUAAUUUAUAUACGUUUACAUGAAACAUUACUUUUAUGUUGUUGUAGAAUUGAGUGUAUUACAUAAUUAAAUCACAUAACAUGUUUGGAAAACAAUAAACAGAAUAAUAAUAAUUAUAUGUG
Molecule: messenger RNA, 1771 nt
Organism: Halichondria panicea
Lineage: Eukaryota; Metazoa; Porifera; Demospongiae; Suberitida; Halichondriidae
Product: dynein axonemal assembly factor 11-like
Exons: 7
Coding region: 89-1525 (478 amino acids)
Biological process (GO): outer dynein arm assembly
Cellular component (GO): cytoplasm
Molecular function (GO): protein binding
Source: RefSeq, a predicted model, not a curated record